This is a messenger RNA of Tarenaya hassleriana, 3674 nucleotides long. Its product is annotated as leucine--tRNA ligase, cytoplasmic. The transcript is spliced from 3 exons. Gene Ontology annotation, molecular function: aminoacyl-tRNA deacylase activity; leucine-tRNA ligase activity; ATP binding. Gene Ontology annotation, biological process: leucyl-tRNA aminoacylation. Bases 172 to 3441 code for a protein of 1089 amino acids. The record is from RefSeq and is a predicted model, not a curated record. Lineage: Eukaryota; Viridiplantae; Streptophyta; Magnoliopsida; Brassicales; Cleomaceae.
UGAUUUUCCCGAUUGGUUUCUUACAAUUCUUUUCCGCCGCAAUUUCACAGGACGAAAAACCCUAGGAUUCUCUCACUGGCUCGAUCUCUAUCUAGUUUCCGGUUUUUGUCGGCGUGUAAUCGCUUCGCUUCUCCGGCGAGCUCGUGCCACAGGUACUGUCGGUUUCACGAGAUGGCGUCCGAAGGAAAAAGCUUUGCGAGGAGAGAUCUGCUCCUCGAGAUUCAGAAUGAGGUCCAACCUGAGUGGGAAGCUGCAGGUGUGUUCAGGGCUGAAGCUCGUGAGAGUGCUCCGAAGCCUGGGGAAAAAUUCUUCUCCACCUUCCCGUUUCCAUAUAUGAAUGGCUAUCUUCAUCUUGGUCACGCAUUCUCUCUUUCGAAGAUUGAGUUUGCUUCUGCGUACCAUAGGUUGAGAGGGGCUAAUGUGCUGCUUCCUUUUGGUUUUCACUGUACUGGUAUGCCAAUUAAGGCAUCCGCCGACAAGCUUGCUCGUGAGAUCCAGCAGUAUGGAAACCCCCCUGUGUUCUCUGCCGAAGUAGAGCAAGAAAACAGCAAACAAGGUGCUGAAGUUCAGGAUGACAGUGGUGAUGCUCCGACAUUGCCAGAUCAGUUCAGGGGAAAGAAAUCUAAGGUGGCAGCUAAAUCUGGUGGGCAGUUGCAUCAAUGGGAAAUUAUGCGCAGUGUUGGUCUAACAGACAGCGAGAUAGCAGAGUUCCAAGAUCCAUAUAAAUGGCUGUAUUACUUUCCUCCAUUAGCUGUGGAUGAUCUCAAGGCUUUUGGACUGGGUUGUGAUUGGAGACGGUCAUUUGUCACAACCGAUGUGAACCCGUUUUUCGAUUCUUUUGUGAGGUGGCAGAUGAGAAAGUUGAAAUCCAUGGGGAAGAUUGUUAAAGAUCGUAGGUACACAAUAUUUUCACCAUUAGAUGGCCAGCCAUGUGCUGAUCAUGACCGUGCUUCAGGUGAAGGUGUUCUUCCUCAAGAAUAUACUCUUAUUAAGAUGGAAGUAAUGCAGCCAUUCCCUCCAAAAUUUGCACCUCUGCAAGGCAAGAGAGUCUUUUUGGUUGCAGCAACUCUGAGGCCUGAGACCAUGUUUGGGCAAACAAAUGCUUGGGUAUUGCCUGACGGAAAAUAUGGAGCUUUUGAAAUCAAUGAAACUGAUGUCUUCAUCCUUACUGAGAGAGCAGCACUCAACCUUGCCUACCAGAAUUUCUCGAAGAUUCCUCAGAAGCCUUCUUGCCUAGUUGAGUUGUCCGGUUAUGAUCUGAUUGGACUCCCUUUGAGGUCUCCUUUGUCGUUUAACGAGACCAUCUAUGCUCUACCCAUGUUGACCAUUCUUACCAACAAAGGUACUGGCAUCGUUACUAGUGUGCCUAGUGAUGCUCCUGAUGAUUAUAUGGCUUUGCAUGACUUGAAAUCAAAGCCGGCUCUUCGUGCAAAGUAUGGUGUGAAAGAUGAAUGGGUGGUUCCCUUUGAUAUUGUACCUAUUAUCAACAUUCCAGAAUUUGGGGAUAAGGCUGCGGAGAAGGUUUGCUUGGAUCUGAAAAUAAAAAGCCAGAAUGACAAGGAAAAGCUCGCUGAGGCGAAGAGAUUGACUUAUCUCAAAGGAUUCACUGACGGAACCAUGCUCGUUGGAGAGUUUGCAGGUCGUAAAGUCCAAGAAAUUAAGCCACUUAUCAAGUCAAAGCUCAUAGAGUCUGGUGAGGCAAUCCUUUACAGUGAGCCUGAAAAGCUUGUGAUGUCAAGAUCAGGUGAUGAAUGUGUUGUGGCCCUUACUGAUCAGUGGUACUUAACAUAUGGUGAAUCAGAAUGGAGGAAAAUGGCUGAGGAAUGCUUAGCAAACAUGAAUCUCUAUUCUGAAGAAACUCGACAUGGCUUCGAGCACACUUUGAGUUGGCUAAAUCAGUGGGCUUGCUCGCGGUCUUUUGGUCUUGGGACACGCAUUCCGUGGGAUGAACAGUUCCUUGUGGAAUCCUUAUCUGAUUCCUCUCUUUAUAUGGUUUAUUAUACAGUUGCUCACAUUUUACAUGGCGAUGACAUGUAUGGAGGCAGUACCUCUACAGUCCGUCCUCAGCAAAUGACUGAUGAAGUGUGGGACUACCUCUUCUGUGAUGGUACAUAUCCAAAAUCUUCAGAUAUCCGAUCAGACCUUUUAAGUAAGAUGAAGCAGGAGUUUGAGUACUGGUAUCCUUUAGAUCUCCGAGCUUCAGGAAAGGAUCUUAUUCAGAAUCAUUUGACAUUUUUCAUCUACAACCACGUUGCAAUUAUGGCUAGGCACCACUGGCCACGUGGAAUCAGAUGCAAUGGACAUAUUAUGUUGAAUUCUGAAAAAAUGUCCAAGUCAACUGGAAAUUUCAGAACUCUUCGCCAGGCCAUUGAAGAAUUUGGGUCAGAUCCCACAAGAUUCAGUUUGGCUGAUGCUGGUGAUGGUGUUGACGAUGCAAACUUUGUGUUUGAGACUGCAAAUGCUGCAAUUUUGCGGCUUACAAAAGAAAUUGCGUGGAUUAAGGAAGUUCUAUCUGCUGAAUCAUCGCUGAGAGCAAGCCCUCCAUCUACAUAUGCUGAUAAAGUGUUUGAAAAUGACAUAAACAUUGCUAUCAGAUUGACUGAAAAAGCUUAUGACAACUUCUUGUUCAGGGAGGCACUUAAGAAUGGAUUUUAUGACUUGCAAGCUGCUAGGGAUGAGUACAGGCUCUCUUGUGGCAAUAGUGGCAUGAACCGGGACUUGGUAUUGAGAUUUGUGGAUGUGCAGACUCGUCUUAUUACUCCAAUCUGUCCCCACUAUGCAGAAUACGUUUGGAGGAAGCUUUUGAAAAAGGAAGGUUUUGCAGUAUUAGGAGGUUGGCCAACAUCAAAUGAGCCCGAUUUGGUGCUCAAGAGCGCUAACAAAUAUUUACAAGAUUCCAUUGUGUUGAUGAGAAAACUUCUUCAAAAGCAGCUCCUGGGUUCCAAGAAGGCCCCUAAGAAAGGUGCUCCUGUAACAUCACUGACAGAGGACAAGUUAAGGGGCUUAGUAUAUGUGAAUGAGCAAUUCGAUGGAUGGAAAGCUCAUUGCCUGAAGAUUCUACAAAGCAAAUUUGACCAGCAGAAUCAUAGUUUUGCCCCUGAUGCAGAAACACUAGAGCAACUAAAGGAGACACUGCAGAAGGAUGGACAGGCAGAAAACUUUAAACAAAUCCAGAAGCUUUGUAUGCCUUUCCUAAGAUUCAAGAAAGAUGAGGCAAUAGCUCUUGGACCUCAGGCUCUGGAUUUGAAGUUGCCUUUCGGGGAGAUUGAGGUCCUUCAGACAAAUGUGGACUUGAUCAAGCGGCAACUUGGUCUUGAAGAAGUUGAAAUCUUGUCUGCAAGCCAUCCUGAUGCUGUUGCUAAAGCUGGUCAACAGGCCGCUCUCCUGAAGCAGAACCCUCCAUCUCCUGGCAAUCCAACGGCCAUCUUUUCGACCAGGUAGUUCAAGAGAGAAGCCUGGAACAUGUUUCAACUACAAGUCAGAGAUUUUUAAUGAGUUGAAAGGGUCAAACUUUUGCCGGAUGUUUGGUAUUUUAUAUGAGCUAUUAAGACAGUUUUCACCUCUAGUUUAUGAUAAGACUCUGGGAGUCUAUCAGAUUUCUUCUUUAUAUUUGUUUGAUCGGCUACCGAGAAGUAAUAUCGACCGUUCUUAUUAUGUCAUUCGGCCUUGGUUCA